Molecule: messenger RNA, 945 nt
Organism: Desarmillaria tabescens
Lineage: Eukaryota; Fungi; Basidiomycota; Agaricomycetes; Agaricales; Physalacriaceae
Exons: 2
Coding region: 1-945 (314 amino acids)
Source: RefSeq, a predicted model, not a curated record
AUGGCAGACCUCACGGUCCUUUCUUCUUUACCUCCAGUGCCUCUAAUACCUCAGAGCAGAAGGCCAUUCUCUUGGAACGGAACAGGGAUUCCAAGACGGUCGAAGAACUCCCUUUCGCCACCGACACGAAAAGAGCAGCAAUCACGGUCACUAGACGUGUAUGCAAGCAAUGCAUUGAGGAGUAGGAGGCUAUCAAGCACUAGUAUUGCAGAGGAAAGGGAAGAGGAAGAAGCGUCGACGUCGUCGUCGGCGGUGAUGAUACUUCCAGGGCCGCGGUCAACUUCCCCGACACACGAUAGGGAAGCCUCUCAGUCAUCCUCCGUAUCGGCGUCUACAUCGACGUCGACCAGGGUAUCGCUGGAUACCACUUCAGUGUCGUCGUGUUCUUCUUCGUCCAGUAUUCCUCCUCUGGAUGACUCUGUGAUGCAGCACAAGACCAGAGUAGCAUCACCGGAACCUUUGCCGCCACGAACUACUCGUUAUCCUAGCACUCGCCAUCGCCCCAUGCGGUCUCGAAGUGCCCCUCCAUUCAAGACUACCUUCCAGCUCGAGAACGACUCCUCCCCAAAUUCACCUUCAUCAACGGACUCGACAACGCCGCAGUUCACGAGACAUCGCACCAAGAGGAGCAUGACUACGUGGAAUACACCGACGUCGGCCACAAGAACGUGGUCGUUCGGGUAUGGGCAUAAUAAGAACGAGCUGUUGAAGCCGCCACCACCGUUACAUCGACCGACGACAUUCUGGCGCCAUACAACGCGCUCGGGGGUGACCUCAUCGUCAUACUCGCCUUCUACGCAUCUAAUACGGCGGUCAACGUUCAUCGCAGCAGGACUCAAGUUUGACAAGCCCGUAUGUGAUCUGAGUGCACUUGGGGUGGAGAGUCGGAUACAGAGUCCAGCUGCGCACAAGGUCCGCGAGGUAUUUUGGGAGGUGGUACUAUAG